Phlebotomus papatasi is the source of this 919-nucleotide messenger RNA. RefSeq names its product translocon-associated protein subunit beta (gene SsRbeta). The transcript has 3 exons. Bases 69 to 647 code for a protein of 192 amino acids. The record is from RefSeq and is a predicted model, not a curated record. NCBI's taxonomy places the organism in Eukaryota, Metazoa, Arthropoda, Insecta, Diptera, Psychodidae. Gene Ontology annotation, cellular component: membrane; endoplasmic reticulum.
CCGGAGUUCGCAAAACACAUUUCUUCAUCUUCAUUAUUCUUUGGAAGAAUUAGGCAAAUUUUGCAAAGAUGAUCUCAAAGAGUUUACUAGCAUUCGCUCUUGUCCUGUGGGCUUCAGUUACUUUCGCCGAAGAAGAUUCCAGUGCCCGUCUCCUGGUAUCUAAACAAAUCCUCAACAAAUACUUGGUUGAGCAUAGGGAUAUUGUGGUAAAAUAUACGUUGUACAACGUGGGAAAUGGGGCUGCUGUGAAUGUUCAGCUUACAGAUCUGGGAUUCCAUCCGGAUGCUUUUGAUAUUGCCGGAGGACAAUUGAGGGCUCAUUUUGAUCGCAUUGCUCCUCAAACAAAUGUUACGCACAUUGUGGUAGUACGUCCUAAAUCCUUCGGAUACUACAACUUUACCGCUGCUGAAGUUACCUACAAACUCAAUGAGGAUUCUAAUGUGAUUCAGGAAUCAAUAACUUCUGAGCCCGGUGAGGGAGGAAUUGUUGCUUUAGCGGAAUUCAACAAAAGAUUCUCCUCACAUUUCUUCGAUUGGGCUGCUUUUAUCGUAAUGAUUUUGCCUUCCCUGGUGAUUCCCUUCGGACUGUGGCAUUCAUCGAAGUCAAAGUACGAGAAACUCGCAAAGCCCAGCAAAAAGGCUGCUUGAAGAGACUGAUUGAAAAUUUCACUAAUUCCAUCUGUGAAAAGACAUGUAAUAGUCUCUGCACAUUUGUGAGAAACUUAUGCCAAAAUUUAGCAUUUUGAAGUAAUUCACCUUUAAUUUAUUGGAGAUUCACCGGAGUUUUUUUUCAAAAUUCUAAAUUAUUGACUUAAAUUUUCUGACAGUGUGUAGUGGUCUUAAAAGAAAGAAACCUCAUGUGUUGCAGAAAACCUUUUGUAAAUAAAGGAGUAGCAGAAUCUGAUGGAUCUGCAAAAGAA